AUGGCACAAGGUUUUCUGCCUCUUGAUCGAGAAAGCAAAAAGAUGGAGGCACAUGGGGAGGAAUACCUUGAGGAUCUUUCAUCAAGGUCAUUGUUUCAACAUUCAAAUAAAGAAAAAUCAUUGCUCCAAAUGCAUGACUUGGUACAUGAUUUGGCCAUACUCGUAUCAAAUGAUUUUUGCUUUAGGUUGGAUUUGCAUAAUGAUCUACUUAAACUUUCAACAAAGACACGCCACUUGUCAUAUACAAAGAAGGUAACAUAUGACAUCAACAAAGUCAAGGAAUUACAUGAAGUGAAGAGCUUGCGUACCUUUCUAGCACUGCCAUUCAAAUCACACAGGUAUUACUGGAAGAUAAAGUGUGAUAUGUUACUUACAAGUAGAAGUUUUUUAAGAGUUCUUUCUUUAAGAGUGCUUCCAAUGAAGAAGUUGCUUCAUUCAAUUGGCAAUCUAAAGCAUUUGAGGUACCUCGACUUGUCUCACACUGGAAUUCAAGAAUUACCUGAUUCAGUUUGUAAUUUGUACAAUUUACAGACUUUAUUGUUAUUUGGGUGUGAACGGCUUCAUGAAUUGCCAAAGAAGAUGGGAAGGUUAAUCAACUUGCGAUAUCUAGAUAUUGAGGGUGUACCCCUGAAAGAGCUUCCCCAAGAACUCAAUACUAUAAAACACUUGUAUUUCUUAUCUGAUGUGAUUUUGAGUAGUGAUAGAAAUAGCACUGGAGGAUUGAAAAUGAAAAAGGUAGGAGAACUUGAGAAUUUACAUAGCAUAUCCGGGUUGGAAAAUAUCAAGGAUGCAGGAGAAGCUUCGGAGGCUAAUUUGAAGGAUAAGAAGUCUCUUUCGAAGCUGACUUUGAGGUGGAAACAUAAACGUAAUGGUGGUGUGGCUGCUAAUUCACAAAAAGAAAACGAUAUACUUGAUGCACUUCGACCACAUACAAACUUGCAGCAUCUUAGUAUUGAAUACUAUAGAGGUACAAUAUUGUCAGACUGGAUUGGGGACUCUGCAUUUCUUAAGUUAAUAUCAAUCAGGAUUGACAAGUGCAAUACUUGUUGUAUUUUACCCUCACUUGGGCAGCUACCAUUUCUGAAAGAUCUCUUAAUUAGAGGAUGUAAUGGUGUCAUCUCAAUAGGUGAUGAGAUUCCUCAUGAUGACAAGGGUCUUCUUCUAUUCAGAUGUCUAGAAGUAUUAUUUAUUUCAGAUAUGUUGGAGUGGAAAGAUUGGUCAUUUAGCAGUGAAGCUAUGCAACAAGGUCAAAUAUUCCCACUUCUGAAAAAACUUAGUCUGUAUAGAUGUCCAAUGCUUAAUAUUGGGUUACCGUGUUGUUAUCUUCCAUCCAUGGAAUCUUUGGAAAUCUUUAAAUGUGAACGAAUGGUGGGUUUGGUGCCUAGAACAGGAACUACUCAACAGACAGUCGAAGGCACAGCUCCCUCUCUCGUGGAGAUAAGUAUACAUAGCUGUUCAGUGUUGGAAUCGCUUCUAGAUUGGGGAUCACACUCCAAAGUAAAGAGUCUUACAGUACCCAACUCCAAAAAGCUCAUUGAGAACCAUAAGCAAUGGGAUCUACAGAGGCUCUCGUGUUUGAAAUAUUUAAAUAUCAGUGGGUGGGAAGAUGGUAUUUUUCCUGAAGACAUAGGGAUCCUUCCGAUCACUCUGACUACACUUAUGAUUUUUGAUUGUAGUAAACUUGAAAGCCUAAACAGCAACGCCUUUCAAGAACUCACAUCCCUCUCUUACUUGUACAUUCGUAAUUGUGAAGGGUUGCGGUGCUUGCCAGAAGAAGGGUUGCCUAUCUCAAUUACAUAUAGACCAAUGUCCUCUGUUAACGCACCGGUGUCAGAAAGAGAAAGGAGAAGAUUGGCCUAA
Cannabis sativa is the source of this 1860-nucleotide messenger RNA. RefSeq names its product putative disease resistance RPP13-like protein 1. NCBI's taxonomy places the organism in Eukaryota, Viridiplantae, Streptophyta, Magnoliopsida, Rosales, Cannabaceae. Gene Ontology annotation, molecular function: protein binding. Bases 1 to 1860 code for a protein of 619 amino acids. The record is from RefSeq and is a predicted model, not a curated record. The transcript has a single exon.